Messenger RNA from Microsporum canis CBS 113480, 663 nucleotides. RefSeq lists its product as hypothetical. The record is from RefSeq and is a predicted model, not a curated record. The transcript is spliced from 5 exons. Bases 1 to 663 code for a protein of 220 amino acids. Lineage: Eukaryota; Fungi; Ascomycota; Eurotiomycetes; Onygenales; Arthrodermataceae.
AUGUUUUCCAAAAAGGCCCCCGCUCCUCCUCCUCCUCCACCCCCGCCGGCUAGCAAAAAGGCUCCUACUCUUCCACCAGCCCCUAAACCACCAGUUGUAGCCUCAAAGGGCCCUGCUGGUGCUUUUUUGGUCCAGUUACUGGUUUACAAUGGUUCGCCUUUCAAGGAUCAUUGGGCUUUCUGGGUGUGCGCCCACACCCAUCCCGACCUCGGUGUUCUAAUUCACGCAACCGGCGAUGUGAAGAAUGGCUUCAAGUUCGAGGUCAAGCGUGGCCAUGACUUCCGCGUCACCGGUAACAUUCCUAUGAAGAGAAUCGCGCUACAGUGGGUCGAUGCACAGUACUUUGAUGAGAAGGCCAUGUUCAACAAUGGAAAAGUCAAAAUCGACAACGGACCUGUUUGUGGGUUUGAGGCUAGCGCAUACAAAGUGAAAGCCCCUGGAAAGACUUUGAAUGCGGCCAAUGACAUGGCUGCUUCUGGUAAGAAGAUCAUUCAAAGGAACUGCCAGACUUGGAUCGUUGAGUCCGCCGAUCAACUCGUGAAGGACUAUAUUUUCAGCCGGGACGUUGCUAUUUACCUCCACACAAUCAAGCAAUAUUGUCAAUUAUCAAAGAGGAUAAGGGGCCUACUUAGCUUCACCCUACUAAUCCUAAGUACUACGUAG